CCUGUGUGUACCACUGCCACAGAGGAAGAAAGGGACGGGGGUUAAUAACAGUGCUGUUGUGCAUGCAGCUAGCAAAGAAGCUAGUAAGGUGGCUUAACUUUAUGGUUGUAUAAUGUUUCAGCAUCACAUUGCACGUAGAUUACGUACUGCUAUUUCGCUAAAGUUUAGUAUACAACUUGCUGCCCUUCGAAAUGGGAGGCCUGCUACUCACGCGUGUAGAAGGCUGCCAUUGAAGACCGAAGAGUAUUUGUAUCACGCUGCCAAAAGGUCGUUUCUCAAUGAUACGGCUAAAAAGGUAUUUGGCUUUAUUUUGUCUUCUCACUUGUCAGGUAGAUAUCUCUACUUCCAUUCAAGGGAAUAAUGCCCUAUUAGGCUAACUACGUAUGUUUUUUGUUGUUGUUGAAUGAAGCUAUGUUAGCUAACUAGCUAGCCUAGUCCUAGUCUAGUAGUGGCUCUACGUUCGAUAGUUCUGCACUCGAUACAUUAGCUAUGCCUGAUUUAGGCAUGAUCUGCACUGGCUUGGUUGUGCAAGUGCAUUAACUUUUGAAAGUGCGUUAGCGAUUCAAUUAAUCUCUACAACCCCUAUGCAAAUUGCGUUAUGACAUAUUUGAUCAGACUAUAAGAUCUCAUCUGAAAGAUAAUUAAGCAGUGGACCAAGUUAUUUUAAACUGAUUAAUUAUUUGUUCUAGUCUAAUUGUAGCAGUUUCAGGCAUUGCAUGGAAAGAAAUAGCCUAGUUUCUCAUUUGUGUCUCUCUCUGCCCAGGUACAGCCAGCCUCUGUACAGCAGAUGGUCCGCUGCUUCUCUACGUCCUCCACAAACCACUCUGAGGGGAAGCUCAUCUAUUCAGGGAACCUCGGCAAUGUUGUCCGAGGUAUUACUUUAAUCAUUAUCAACAAUCUCUCACAAUCAUCAUCUUCUCAUUAUCAUCAACUCCAGAUCAUCAACAUUAUUAUCAUCAUCAUUGAAUAACUAGGCCUAAACAUGAAUUGUAUUUUUUUGUCUGUUUGUUGCAGGUGUGAAGAUGUUCUCCUACACCAGUAGCGGGGCCAGCCUGUGUAUGAUGCCCUACAUUCUUCUGAAGACUGGCAUCAGUGUUCAGAGUCUUGUCCUGAAGGGGGCCUUCUGUGGUGUCAUUGGGUUCUUCACAUUCCUGACUCCCAUCCUCCUCCACAUCAUCACCAAAGGCUAUGUGGUUCGCCUGUACCACAACCAGGACACUGACACGUACACAGCUGUCACCUACAACAUCCUUCUGAUGGAGAAAAAGACUGUGUUCUGUCAGAGUGAGGUCAAGAUACCGGGUGUCAGCAAAAUGUUCACCACGUUCUAUGCCGACAAGAAGUCAAUGCUUGUGAAUCCGAUGCUGUUCCCACUUCCUCAUGACUAUAACCACCUCAUGGGUUACGACCAGCCCUUUUCAUUUGAUACGGAAGACUUGGAUGGUAAACCUAAUAAAAGUUAA
This is a messenger RNA of Coregonus sp. 'balchen', 1463 nucleotides long. The record is from the annotation of a GenBank genome assembly. NCBI's taxonomy places the organism in Eukaryota, Metazoa, Chordata, Actinopteri, Salmoniformes, Salmonidae.